Molecule: messenger RNA, 1243 nt
Organism: Chrysemys picta bellii (western painted turtle)
Lineage: Eukaryota; Metazoa; Chordata; Testudines; Emydidae
Gene: LGALS3
Product: galectin 3
Biological process (GO): macrophage chemotaxis; eosinophil chemotaxis; negative regulation of extrinsic apoptotic signaling pathway
Cellular component (GO): nucleus; cytoplasm; immunological synapse
Molecular function (GO): IgE binding; carbohydrate binding; laminin binding
Source: RefSeq, a predicted model, not a curated record
GCAGCCGCUUUCCCGCACCGAGCUGGUGGCUUCGCCCUCCCACCUGGCCACAGGGAGGCUCCACAAAGUCCCCACGGUCCAGCAGCUCUCGCUGGCCCCGGCUCCCGCCCCCGCACACUGGCUCCGGCUCCGGUUCUUCCAGCGGUUGCCGGGCAGAAUCCGAUCCGGUUCGGCGGCCGCUGGGCGGAGCCGGGCCGCCCCUGCUCCCCGGCAGCUCCCUGAGCCGCCCACCAGCCCGCGGUCCGCAGCAGCCGGCAGGAAAAUGGCAGACGGUUUUUCUUUAUCUGAUGCUUUAGCUGGCGCCGGUAACACAAACCCAAAUGCUCCUCCAAACCAAGGCUGGCCUGCUGGUCCCUGGGGAAAUCAACCUGCUGGUCCGGGGGCGUAUCCUGGAGCGCCGGGGGCGUAUCCUGGAGCGCCGGGGGCGUAUCCUGGAGCGCCGGGGGCGUAUCCUGGAGCGCCGGGAGCCUAUCCUGGAGCGCCGGGAGCCUAUCCUGGAGCGCCGGGGGCGUAUCCUGGAGCGCCGGGGGCCUAUCCUGGAGCGCCGGGGGCCUAUCCUGGAGCGCCGGGAGCCUAUCCUGGAGCACCACCUGCCCCUGGACAACCAAGUGGACCUGGAGCACCUCCUACUGCACCACAAGUUGGACCUGGAUUUGGAUCUGUCCCUCAGCCAGGGGGACCUACUGCUCCACUGAGAGUCCCCUUUGACCUGCCCUUGCAGACCGGCCUCGUGCCUCGCUUCUUGAUAACCAUCGUGGGGACAGUGAAUCCAAACCCCAGCAGAUUUUCACUGGAUUUCAAGAAAGGGCAUGACGUCGCCUUCCACUUUAAUCCCCGCUUCAACGAGGACAACAGACAAGUCAUUGUCUGUAAUUCACUGAUUCAGAAUAACUGGGGAAAGGAGGAGAGAACCGCUCCCAGGUUUCCAUUUGAAGCUGGCAAACCUUUUAAGAUCCACGUUCUGUGCGAGACGGAUCAUUUCAAGGUAGCUGUCAAUGAUGCUCACUUGCUGCAGUUCAACUACCGGCUGAAGAACCUGAAUGAAAUCACCAAACUCAGCAUUGCUGGGGACAUCUCUCUCACCAGUGUUACGCCUGCUAUGAUAUGAGUGGGGUUUUUACACCAAGAAACAUACUCCGGUCAUUUCUUGAAUAGCAGUUAACCUUUAAAAAAAAUAAAAAUUGCUGGCUUCAUUUAUCCUUUGUACGAUAAACUUAAUAAAAUACUUGUACUAGAAGUGAAA